Molecule: messenger RNA, 435 nt
Organism: Meira miltonrushii
Lineage: Eukaryota; Fungi; Basidiomycota; Exobasidiomycetes; Exobasidiales; Brachybasidiaceae
Exons: 2
Coding region: 129-356 (75 amino acids)
Source: RefSeq, a predicted model, not a curated record
UCUUCCAACGAUGUCAAAACAAGCGCAAGCUUAAACGUCCAACACACCCAACAAGGCCACAAGAGAUCUAUGUCACAACACAAUGCAGCAAUUUCACUGCACGGACAAGAUGGCAUCUUUUCAGUUUCAUGCUUGUUCGUCUUGAUCUUUGCCGCCAUCCUUGGACUUCAAUUGACCAGGCGUUAUCAUUAAUUAUUAUGAUAGAUUCCCUUUCAUUUGUAACAUUUCUACCUCAAUUCCUCUUCUUAUUCUCAGAGAUUCCUUCAUUUGUAACAUUUCUACCUCCAUUACUUUUCUUAUUCACAGAGAUUCCUUCAUAUGUAUCAUUUUCUCCAUUUCAUUAUUCUCUUCUUUGAUUCAAUAUUUGCGUAUCUGGUGCACGCCAAGCAUGACUUAAGCCGCCGCCAGUACUGCCACAAUUCUUCAAAGAAUCAC